AUGGCGGGCCCCAAGCUGGGCGCCAUCCUGCGGGUGUGCCGAUUCGGCCCGGCGCCGCAGGCCUACCUGCCCGCGCUGGGGCUGCAGCGACGGCUGGCGGCCCUGCGCGAGGCAGACGCGAUCCCGGACACGCUCCUCCAGUUGCAGCAUCCGCUGGUGUACACGGCGGGGAAGCGCGCCAAGGAGCUGGAUUUUCGGGUGCCGCUGGAGGACCUGCGCGCCCGUGGCUAUGACGUCCACUUCGUGGAGCGGGGCGGCGAGGUGACGUUCCACGGCCCAGGCCAGGCGGUGGCCUACCCGAUCGUCAAACUGCGGUCGACUCGCGUUGGGGCGCGCCUGUUCGUGGAGGGCCUGGAGGAUGUGAUGGUGCGCACGCUGGGCAUCUACGGCGUGGCCGCGAGAGGCAGGGUGCCAGGAAAGACGGGCGUGUGGGUGGGCGAUAGGAAGGCGGGCGCCAUUGGCGUGAGGAUCUCCAGGGGGGUGAGCUCGCACGGGAUGUCGCUGAAUGUGAAGACUGACCUAACGCAUUACAACAACAUCGUGCCUUGCGGCACGCCUGAAAAGAAAAUGACAAGCCUGGCCAAGGAGACCGGCCUAGACGUGGACCAUGUCGCCGUGGAGGACCACAUGGCGCGGGCGUUUGCCGCUCACUUCAACUAUGCGGACGUUCAGUACGUGUCGCCAGAUGCGCUUGAAGUGGCUUGA
Ostreobium quekettii is the source of this 705-nucleotide messenger RNA. NCBI's taxonomy places the organism in Eukaryota, Viridiplantae, Chlorophyta, Ulvophyceae, Bryopsidales, Ostreobiaceae. The record is from the annotation of a GenBank genome assembly.